Molecule: messenger RNA, 988 nt
Organism: Pyrus x bretschneideri (Chinese white pear)
Lineage: Eukaryota; Viridiplantae; Streptophyta; Magnoliopsida; Rosales; Rosaceae
Product: hemoglobin-2-like
Exons: 4
Coding region: 190-666 (158 amino acids)
Molecular function (GO): heme binding; oxygen binding
Source: RefSeq, a predicted model, not a curated record
AAUCUAUAAGGAGAAUGGCUCUCCAGUGCCCUGAAGAGUUGCCUCUAAAUCUAAUCUUCACUGGCUUUUACUAUAUAUAUUCUCUGCCAAAGAAUAUUGAUCCCAUUGUUCAUAUCGUCAAUACAAUUUUAAUCAGUUAAGUUAAAAUUCUUAGAGCUCCACUUUUUGUGACAAUUAAAUUGUUAUAGCAUGGAAGGCAAAGUUUUCACAGAAGAACAGGAAACACUGGUGGUGAAGUCAUGGGGUGUGAUGAAGCAGAAUGCUGCUGAUUUGGGCCUUAAGUUCUUCUUGAAGAUCUUUGAAAUUGCACCAUCAGCUCAGAAGCUGUUCUCUUUCUUGAGGGACUCUAAUAUUCCUCUUGAGAAGAACCCAAAGCUCAAGCCUCAUGCCAUGGCUGUAUUUGUUAUGACUUGUGAAUCAGCAGUUCAACUCAGGAAAGCAGGCAAGGUUACAGUGAGAGAGUCAACCUUGAAAAGAUUAGGUGGUGUCCACUUCAAGUCUGGAGUGGUUGAUGAACAUUAUGAGGUGACCAAGUUCGCAUUGUUGGAAACCAUAAAGGAGGCCGUACCGGAAAUGUGGUCACCGGAGAUGAAGAAUGCAUGGGGAGAAGCGUAUGAUCAGUUGGUUACUGCUAUAAAAUCAGAAAUGAAGCCUCCCCUUAAUUAGCCACAACUCUUUACAAGUUCUUUUCUUAAUUUGUAACUUAAUAAGACGGAAAUACUAUCUGCCUCUAUUUGUUUGGUUGUUUGUUAGGCCGUACCGGAAAUGUGGUCACCGGAGAUGAAGAAUGCAUGGGGAGAAGCGUAUGAUCAGUUGGUUACUGCUAUAAAAUCAGAAAUGAAGCCUCCCCUUUAUUAGCCACAACUCUUUACAAGUUCUUUUCUUAAUUUGUAACUUAAUAAGACGGAAAUACUAUCUGCCUCUAUGUGUUUGGUUGUUUGUUCCAAUCUUUUGUUAAUAUCUAAAACACCCUCAAUAUUUUAGUGUC